CUGACUGCCUUGCUCACCUUGAGUACUUACUACCUCUUUAAACAAACAAGUAAAUCUGUACGUCCAGGGAAGGAGCGAUCUUAUCUCGAACAUCAUAUCGUUCCUGUUUCCUGCGUCCAAGCAUCCGACCUCUACGCUCUCCAGUACAAUCUCUUCUCUUAUUGUAAAGUCCCAAAAAACCAAGCAACGUCACACUGAACAGUAUCAUGGCAAUCAUGUACGCAAGCCAGCCCUUCGAACCCUCUCAGGUCGACAGGCAAAUAUGCAUGUAGAUUUUUCGCGGCUGACCGCUACCUCACUCAGGCACCGCAACAUGUCCAUCCGGGGCCGGAGGAAUUCCGCGCCCAACCGGACCCGGUUCAGCUUCUCGACCCUGCGCGGCCACCAGCAGCCCGAGACCAGCCGGCGACUCAACCAGCUCAUCAAGAACGAGAACGCGGCCAUCGGCGCCCACGAGAAGGCCGGCCGGGAGCGCGUCUCCAUCGCCAACCAGCUGUCCGACUGGGGCGAGUGGACGGAGGACGAUGCCGUCUCGGACAUCACGGACAAGCUCGCCGUCCUGAUGGCGGAGAUGGGCGAGCAGGAGGACAACUUCGCCCAGUACCUCGAGGAAUCGCGCGUGGUCCUGAAGCACAUCCGGGACACCGAGAACUCGGUGCAGCCGUCGCGCGACCAGCGCGCCAAGAUCGCCGACGAGAUCCAGAAGCUCAAGUGGAAGGAGCCGCAGAGCAACCGGAUUGAUAUCCUGGAGCAGGAGCUCGUCCGGGCCGAGGCGCAGAGUUUGGUGGCCGAGGCGCAGUUGACUAAUGUGACUCGAUCGAAGUUCAAGGAGGCGUACGAUAUACACCUGGCGGCUGUUAUCGAGCGCGGAGAAAAGCAGAUCCUGCUGGCCCGUCACGCACGCCGUUUGCUCAACCAUCUAGAUGACACUCCGGUCGUCCCGGGAGACUCCCCUCGGGAGUAUGACCAGAUUUCGGCCACAAGACAGGUCAUUGAGGAUGCUGAGAAUGAACUUCGCGCGUGGGAGAGCAGCGCAGAGCCCAUUCAUACUUCAGCCGGGAACGCCCUGGACAGCACCCUUCUGCCACGGUCCGGUCGUGGCGUGCGUGACUCGCAAGGGGCUUAUGCAGUUGAAACAACUGCUUCGGACUCCGUGCGGGACGUGAACGGUUCCGCAGAGGGGUCGUAUGCCCAAGGCACUGGGGCGAACGGAUAUGCCCGUGAUACCCCCGCCGAGCCGUAUGCUAACGGCAACGACACUGGGGUAAAUGGAUAUGCUCGCGAGACCCCCGCCGAGCCGUAUGCGAACGGUCACGGUACUGAGGCAUUUCCUGAUGCAGCCCAUCGGGAUUCGUAUGCUGAUGGAACGGAUCAUGACCGCUACGUCGACGGUGCCGGCUCUGAGCUGUAUGCUGACACCUCCGCCCCGGAGCCCGCAACCACCAAUACUGCUGCUGAAGAACGUUAUACCACCGGUACAGCUCAAGACCCAGCCGUUAUUAGUGGAACCGAAGCGCAGUCCAGCAAGAUUCCUGGUACAGAGAAGUACACUGGUGAGGAAGUUCAGGGACAGACUGCUAACGGGGUUGUUUCCGAACCCGUUGGCAAGACCAGCGAAGAGCUGCUGCGGACAUCACAGGACCUGCAGUCGGCGCCUAUCUCUCGUGGCUCUGAGGUUCCUUAUGUAUCGAGCCCUAUUCCUGCGCAUCCAAUUGCCGUUCCGAUUUGAUUCUUACCUGUUCAUGUUCGGCUUGGAUUUUGGGUCUCUUGCAUGUCUUAAGUUCGGUUACUAUGAAAAUGAGGGUUUAGGUCGGGUCAGCG
Molecule: messenger RNA, 1821 nt
Organism: Aspergillus aculeatus ATCC 16872
Lineage: Eukaryota; Fungi; Ascomycota; Eurotiomycetes; Eurotiales; Aspergillaceae
Product: Eisosome component PIL1/LSP1 family protein
Exons: 2
Coding region: 314-1729 (471 amino acids)
Biological process (GO): eisosome assembly; negative regulation of protein kinase activity; endocytosis
Cellular component (GO): plasma membrane; eisosome filament
Molecular function (GO): lipid binding
Source: RefSeq, a predicted model, not a curated record